GUUGAUAAUAUAAAAAUGUCUUCCGAUAAUAAUUCAAUACCUUAUUCAAAAAGUGGAGAUAGAGACCAAGAUGAGAAAUUAUUACAACCAUUCAAUUACAUUCUCCAAGUUCCUGGCAAACAAAUAAGAGCUAAAUUAGCUCAUGCUAUGAAUUGCUGGUUAAAAAUUCCAUCGGAAAAAUUGCAAGCUGUUGGAGAUAUUGUACAAAUUCUCCACAACUCAAGUCUGCUUUUAGAUGACAUACAAGAUAACUCGAUAUUGCGUCGAGGUAUUCCAGUAGCUCACUCGAUAUUCGGCGUCCCUAGUACAAUAAAUGCCGCAAAUUACGCAAUCUUCAUAGCACUAGAGCGCGUGCUUGCUCUAGAGCACCCGGAGGCAACAAAAGUUUACACGGAACAACUAUUAGAGCUUCAUCGGGGACAAGGAAUUGAAAUUUACUGGCGUGAUAAUUAUAUUUGUCCAACUGAGGCUGAGUAUCGUCACAUGACUAUGAGAAAAACUGGAGGAUUAUUUAAUUUAGCGAUACGAUUAAUGCAAUUAUUUUCCGAUUGCAAAGAAGAUUUUUCGAUGCUCACUGGAAUAUUAGGACUCUAUUUUCAAAUAAGAGAUGAUUACUGUAAUUUGUCAAUGCGCGAGUACUCGGAUAAUAAAAGUUUCUGUGAAGAUUUAUCGGAAGGUAAAUUCAGUUUUCCAAUUAUUCAUGCAAUUCAAACUUAUCCGGAAGACCCGCAAGUAUUGAACAUCUUGCGUAAGAGAACAACGGACAUUGAGGUUAAGAAGUACUGCGUGACUUUGCUAGAGAAGUUCGGCUCGUUCGCUUACACAAGGACAGUUCUGGAGGAUCUGGACAAAAAAGCGCGGGACGAAGUCGAGAGACUGGGUGGCAAUCCGCUGUUUAUUGAGUUUCUAGAUAAAUUAAGUUGCUGGCCAAAGAAUCCAAUGUCGCUUGAUAAUGAAAUGCAGAAUCUCAGCGUUUCGGAUUAAACUUACAGCAGAUUGUUGUGGCUAAUAAUGAAUACUUAUUAAUUAUUGUGAACUUAAGUAUGAUAGUUGGUAUUUAUUUAUUAUUAACGAUUAAAAUUUGAGACAAUACUAAAUAAUGGCUUUAAUACGCUUUUCUAACUCUUAUCUGAAGUCUUUUGAUAUUUUAUACUUUGUAAGUAACAUCGUAUAUUAUAUGAUCAGAUAGAAUUAUAUCUGUUUAUGAUCAUGUAUAUUAGGGUGAGCCAAAAAAACCAACCUAUCGAAUUUACGUCUUAAAAAGGACCUAUAUAUCGAGAAAAAAAUUCUCCCAUUGGGCAAAAUUUUUAGCUCAAUUUUAAAAGGUGUCGGUGAUCAUUUGAAAUUUCCCAUUUAAAUAACAUGCAAAAAAAUUUUGCUUUAUUAAAAAUAUUAUAACUUUUGAACCAUGUGAGUCAAAAAUUCGGCUCUAGAAUAUUCUUGUAGGGCACUAAAUUUCUUAAAAGAAAGUCCUGGGAGUCGAAUUUGUAAACUCGAUAUUUCGUAUACUAACAGGCUAUCAAAGUCUAGAGUAAACAAAAUCAUACAAAUUUAAGGUUUUAUUUGGAUUUUCCAAAUACUUUUCUUUUAUUGUGAUCGAUAACAAAAUAUUAUUUGUUACAACGUGGAUAUUGUUGGUGAUUUCAUUGCACUACAUGUAGAACAAAUUUUCUCGUAGUAUUGAUAUUUUUAAUAUCAAAGCCUUAAAUUUGUAUGAUUCUGUUUACUCUAGACUUUGAUGGCCUGUUAGCAUACGAAAUAUCAAGUUUACAAAUUCGACUCCCAGGACUUUUUUUUUUUAAAUUUAAUGCCAUACAAGAAUAUUCUAGAGCCGAAUUUUUAUCUCACACGGUUCAAAAGUUAUAAUAUUUUUAAUAAAACAAAAUUUUUUUGCAUGUUAUUUAAAUGGGAAAUUUCAAAUGGCUACCGACACCUUUUAAAAUUGAGCUAAAAAUUUUGCCCAAUGGGAGAAUUUUUUCAUCGAUAUAUAGGUCCUUUUUAAGACGUAAAUUCGAUAGGUUGGUUUUUUUGGCUCACCCUAAUGUAUACACAUGUCUGAUCAUAUAUGAGUAUGAAAAUUCAGCUAACCUGGGACAAAAUAUUCAGAUAUAAUCAUAUAUUUAUUUGAAUGUGAUCACAUCCAAAUAUAUAUGAUCAUAUCUAAUAUCAUAUAUGGGCCCAUGUAUGAUCAGGUGCUGUCUUUAUGAGUCUGAUAUCAUAUAUUAGUGUCCAUAUAUAAUCAGGUAAGGCAAUUGUUCGUAUAUGAUUAUAUAUGACUGACCACAUAUGGUAUUAUAUGAUCGGAUACGGUCAUUGUUCAUCUGAUAUCAUAUAUGUGGCCAUGUAUGAUCAGAUGCUGUCUUUGUUAGACUGAUAUCAUAUAUAAGUGAAGAUAUAUGAUCAGAUAAAGCAACUUUUCGUAUCCGAUUAUAUUUGACUGACUAUAUAUGGUCAUAUAUGAUCGAAUACGGUCAUUGUUCGUCUGAUAUUAUAUAUUAGUGUUCAUAUAUGAUCAGGUAAGGCAAUUGUUUGUAUCUGAUUAUAUAUGACUGAUAAGUUAUCAGUCAUAUAUAUGUUAUCAGUGAUAACAUAUGGUCAUAUAUGAUCGGAUACGGUCAUUGUUCAUCUGAUAUCAUAUACGUGGCCACAUAUCAGAUGCUGUCUUUGUUAGUCUGAUAUUAUAUGUUAGUGUUCAUAUAUGAUCAGGUAAGGCAAUUGUUUGUAUCUGAUUAUAUAUGACUGAUCACAUAUGGUCAUAUAUGAUCGAAUACGGUCAUUGUUAGUCUGAUAUCAUAUAUUAAUGUUCAUAUAUGAUUAGGUAAGUCAAUUGUUUGUAUCUGAUUAUAUAUGACUGAUCACAUAUGGUCAUAUAUGAUCGAAUACGGUCAUUGUUAGUCUGAUAUCAUAUAUUAAUGUUCACAUAUGAUUAGGUAAGUCAAUUGUUUGUAUCUGAUUAUAUAUGACUGAUCACAUAUGGUCAUAUAUGAUCAGAUAGAGUUACUGUUCGUCAUUAAUCGUAUAUAAGUGCUCAUAUAUUGUCAUAUAUGAUCAGAUAAAGUCAUUGUUUGUAUCUGAUCAGAUUAACAUAUCCAUAUAUGAUCAUAUCUGAUCAUUUUCAGUAAAAAAAUGAAAUAAAUCAAUAAAAAAGUAUUCAUAUCUUUAAAUAAUUAAUUAAUUAUCAAUGAAAAAUUAAUUUUGAAUAAUUAAUGAUGCUCAAUUAAUUAUUAUUAAUGAUAAUAAAUGUAGACUUCAGUAUGAAAUUAAGUAACAAAUCGGCAAAAGUGACUUUAAUUAAAUAAAUUAAUCACUUGGACGUAUAUAAUUAUAAAUUAUUAAAUUUAAUUAAUUAAUAUUAUAUCUGAUGUUACUUGAGUAAGUACUCAAGGUAAUAACUUAAUUAAAUUACUUUAGUCUUUAAAUAACAAUAGGUCCAAUUUACCCAAUGGAAGGGUUUAAAACUAAAGGUAGUCGUAAUUAAAUUACCAAAUAAAUUAAAAACACGAGUCAUGUCUUAAUAUUAUUUCUUUAUUAACUACAUUUACAUUUAUAAUUAAUUAGUAAUUACAAUUACAUACACUUUAAAUAAUUUAAUAUAUAAAAUAUAUAAUAACAAUAAUAAUAAUUAUAAUUAUAUUUAUUAUAAUAGUAAUUAAAAUUUUAUAGCGACUUUACAU
Molecule: messenger RNA, 3674 nt
Organism: Microplitis mediator
Lineage: Eukaryota; Metazoa; Arthropoda; Insecta; Hymenoptera; Braconidae
Gene: qm
Product: terpene synthase
Exons: 7
Coding region: 16-984 (322 amino acids)
Biological process (GO): isoprenoid biosynthetic process
Molecular function (GO): prenyltransferase activity
Source: RefSeq, a predicted model, not a curated record